ACUAACCUAUACCCACUUUUAUGGGGUCACAUUUCUUUGUUCCCUGAUUAUUUUGUGUCAUACUGACAGGGACGGCCUUUUGUCAAUAUUUUCAUGUUAAAGUGAUACUGUGAUUAAGUGUAUAUUCCAUCCAGGUCAUACUAGGACUUCAAAUUUGGUCUCAUUUUGUAACUAUUGUAUAGUACUACAUACCUAUACCCCCUUUCAUGGUGUCACAUUUCUUUGUUCUCUGUCUUUUUUGUGUCAUUCAGACAGGGACGUCCUUUUCUCGAUGGAAAUUUGAUAUUGGGACAAACUGUACCUUUCAUCCAGGUCAUGCUAGGACUUCAAAUUUGGUCUCAUAUUGUAGCUAUUGUAUAGAACUACUAACCUAUACCCACUUUUAUGGGGUCACAUUUCUUUGCUCUCCGUCUAUUUUGUGUCAUACUGACAGGGGCGGCCUUUUGUCUAUAUUUUCUUGUUAAAGUGAUAGUGGGACAAAGUUUAAGUUCCUUCCAGGUCAUGCUAGGACUUUAAAUUUGGUCUCAUUUUGUAGCUAUUGUAUAGUACUACUAACCUAUACCCACUUUCAUGGGGUCACAUUUCGUUGUUCUCUGUCUAUUUUGUGUCAUUCAGACAGGGACGACCUUUUCUCUAUAUUAUCAUGGAAAUUUGAUAUUGUGACCAACUGUAACUUUCUUUCAGGUCAUGAUAGGACUUUAAAUUUGCUCUCAUUUUGUAGCUAUUGUAUAGAACUACAUACCUAUACCCCCUUUUAUGGGGUCACAUUUCUUUGUUCUCUGUCUAUUUUGUGUCAUUCAGACAGGGACGUCCUUUUCUCUAUAUUUUUAUGUGAAUUUGAUAUUGUGACCAACUGUUACUUUCAUCCAGGUCAUGCUAGGACUUCAAAUUUGGUCUCAUUUUGUAGCUAUUGUAUAGUACUACUUACCUAUACCCACUUUCAUGGGGUCACAUUUCUUUGUUCUCUGUCUAUUCUGUGUCAUACUGACAGGGACGUCCUUUUCUCUAUAUUUUUAUGUGAGUGUAAUAUUCUAACAAAGUGUAUGUCCCUUCCAGGUCAUGCUAGGACUUCAAAUUUGGUCUCAUUUUGUAGCUAUUGUAUAGAACUACUUACCUAUACCCACUUUUAUGGGGUCACAUUUCUUUGUUCUCUGCCUAUUUUGUGUCAUACUGACAGGGGCGGCCGUUUGUCUAAAUUUUCAUGUUACAGUGAUAUUGUGACUAAGUGUACAUUCCAUCCAGGUCAUGCUAGGAUUUCAAAUUUGGUCUCAUUUUGUAGCUAUUGUAUAGAACUACUUACCUAUACCCACUUUUAUGGGGUCACAUUUCUUUCUUCUCUGUCUAUUUUGUGUCAUACUGACAGGGACGGCCGUUUGUCUAAAUUUUCAUGUUACAGUGAUAUUGUGACUAAGUGUACAUUCCAUCGGGGUCAUGCUAGUACUUCAAAUUUGGUCUCAUUUUGUAGCUAUUGUAUAGAACUACUAACCUAUACCCACUUUCAUGGGGUCACAUUUCUUUCUUCUCUGUCUAUUUUGUGUCAUACUGACAGGGACGGCCUUUUGUCUAUAUUUUUAUGUUACAGUCAUAUUGUGACAAAGUGUAAGUUCCUUCCAGGUCAUGCUAGGACUUCAAAUUUGGUCUCAUUUUGUAGCUAUUAUAUAGUUCUACAUACCUGUACCCCCUUUUAUGGGGUCACAUUUCUUUGUUCUCUGUCUAUUUUGUGUCAUUCAGACAGGGACGACCUUUUCUCUAUAUUAUCAUGGAAAUUUGAUAUUGUGACCAACUGUUACUUUCAUCCAGGUCAUGCUAGGACUUCAAAUUUGGUCUCAUUUUGUAGCUAUUGUAUAGAACUACUAACCUAUACCCACUUUCAUGGGGUCACAUUUCUUUGUUCUCUGUCUAUUUUGUGUCAUACUGACAGGGGCGGCCUUUUGUCUAUAUUUUCAUGUUAAAGUGAUAUUGGGACUAAGUGUACAUUCCAUCCAGGUCAUGCUAGGACUUCAAAUUUGGUCUCAUUUUGUAGCUAUUGUAUAGUACUACUAACCUAUACCCACUUUCAUGGGGUCACAUUUCGUUGUUCUCUGUCUAUUUUGUGUCAUUCAGACAGGGACGACCUUUUCUCUAUAUU
Ruditapes philippinarum (Manila clam) is the source of this 2128-nucleotide messenger RNA. RefSeq lists its product as uncharacterized. The coding region runs from base 1044 to 1952 and encodes 302 amino acids. The transcript has 2 exons. The record is from RefSeq and is a predicted model, not a curated record. Lineage: Eukaryota; Metazoa; Mollusca; Bivalvia; Venerida; Veneridae.